AUGCAGAAGAUUUUCAGCCUGGACACGUACUUGGGUCCAUUUUUAAUGCGAUACCUUGGCAAGUAUGUAAAACUGCGCGAUGAUCAAUUUGAACUCUCAUUAUGGGGUGGCGAUGCUGUUCUCAAUCACGUUGAGCUACAGUAUGAUAUUUUCGAGCAUCUCAUUCCACUCCCAAUCGGCUUCAAAUCGGGUCAAGUUCACGAAUUACGCAUCCACAUUCCUUGGACACGCCUUGGCUCAUCGAGCAUAGUCAUAACUCUUAACACCGUGGAGUGUAUCCUGGCUUUGAAGAAACCAGAAGAGUCCAACUCUAGAAAUCGAGGUCCACCUCCAUCUUUUACUUCAUCACCCCCUGCAACUCAAGAUGAGCCUCCCCCAGGCUACCUUCAAUCCUACUUAAAUCGUAUCCUCUGCAACAUUCAGGUGGUUGUAAACAACUUAAUUGUUAAGUUUGUUGAAGACACGAUCGUGUUGUCGUUAAACGUUCGAUCGCUUGACUGUUUCCCAACAUCCUCAAACUGGAUUCAUGGCAUACCUUCAUUAAUUUCAAACCAGAACUUCUGCUUAUAUCGGCUGCUCAAGCUGACUGAUCUCACAUUGUGCAUGGACGAAAGUGAUGCAAAGGGUCACAUCGCCGCUUACCAGGAUCCAAUCGUCUACCGCUGUAACCUUGAGGUCCGAAUCCAAACCGUCUACUCACAAAAGAGCUAUUGUUUCAACAAUGGUCUGGCAUCUUUAUGCAUAGCUAAUCUCCUUUGUUCCAAUCUUGACUGCCAUAUAAGCCAAACUCAACUGCCUCUGAUAGCUCGUCUUCUUGAGAUUCUGCUUGCUCUGGCCUACGGAACUCUUGACUGGAAUGCCUUGUCAACUGGCUGGGAUAAAAGGUCUAGUAGGGAGACUAGCAACGUUGGAGCUUCACCCUCUUUUGAUGAGACUAGUGAUGAAGAGGCUGAGUCAGAAUUUGGGGACUUUACCACAACGGAAGGUCUUCAAUCCAACAACAGUGCCGAGUACCUCAAUCUAAUUUAUGAGAGCGCACUUGAGAAUGAAACCUAUCUAACAGAGGUUGCACAAACAACGGGUGAUGGCGAAUCUUUGUCCACGACUCAGACUGCUGGUUUCUCGCCGAGCCAUAUACGCGAGAAUUUGCAGCAGAAACGACGAAGACUCCGCAGAUGGCGUAUACGGCAACUCCGCGCGUAUCAACACAAGGUCCCGACGCUGGUGCUUGUAGGUUUGGUUCAAAAAGUCACCCUGAACAUCAAGGAAGAUUUGCACCGUCCAAACAUAUUGUACUUGUCACCAGUCAGACAGGCGGGCGUCAAAGCCAGCAUCGCAGACCUCUUCUCCUGCCUCUUCACCGACUCUCCAUCAGGCAGACCGGUCAUGGUGCAUUCAGUCACUACGCCCCAAUUUCCAAAAGUCACUCCCAAAUUGUCGGCCUGCGCAUCAAACGACGCCAUUGCCGGUGGACUCUUGUCUCACCAGUCUUCCCUCCCACCAAUGACACGAGCUGCCUAUGUAAAAACUUUCGGCGAGGCAUUUUUCGAGGGCAGUCGUCCUGCCCUUUGGAUUGACGUG
Molecule: messenger RNA, 1581 nt
Organism: Dibothriocephalus latus
Lineage: Eukaryota; Metazoa; Platyhelminthes; Cestoda; Diphyllobothriidea; Diphyllobothriidae
Source: the annotation of a GenBank genome assembly